Messenger RNA from Cooperia oncophora, 3795 nucleotides. The record is from the annotation of a GenBank genome assembly. Lineage: Eukaryota; Metazoa; Nematoda; Chromadorea; Rhabditida; Trichostrongylidae.
AUGGAAUUUAUCCGGUCAUUUUUGAAUUCUUCAUAUACUACGGAAAAGAGAAGCAAAAAAGAAACGGCGUCAGACUGCAACAAUCUGUCUCCCGAAUUCUGCUUGAAAGGACCUUCCAAGAACUUUGCGACACAACGGCGAACAGGCAUAGCGGAUGAAGUAUUGCGCAAGAGAUGGCGUCGUGGAAAAUCAACAGACGUCAUAUCCGAGUUCAGCUGGAAAGCGUCGAAUAAUCCAGGUUUCACAUUUUGUACAAGCAGCUGUCAAUGUUGGAACUGUGACGGUUGCUUCUUUUGCAAGCCAUCGUGUUUAUUCUACCGAUACUACGCGACACCCUCAUCCGACACUAUCUAUACGGUAUUCACCUGUCCAGUAUGGGAGCUGACAGUUACAGCGGACGUCACACUACAACUGCAAAAUCAAGAAACCGAGACACACAGCGUCGUACUUCGACCAGGAAGAACCGCAAGAGUGAAGAACAUCAAACUAUCUCUUCUUGCAACCGUUUCUCCCCAGCUUCCCAUUUUGGGCUCGGCCUUCAUAACCGACGGCAAGAAAACAGCCAUGACCAUGACCGUUCAGGCAAAUGAAUUAACUCCCCAAACGCCAGGGCAGCUCCAGUGCGCUUCCAAAGCCGAAGCGAAACAAUUCAGUUGUCGAUUUUCCGCAAGAGCAUGCACAUGCUCUACGGGAUCAUUCAAAGCCAGCUGCACAUGUCCAGAAGGGAAAAUAUCGUCUUAUCUGCAACGCAACACCUUGCCAUUCACAAGCAAGAACAUCGUCAUCGAAAAACACGGCGAUACGAUUGCAGCCCGUACGCAAGUUGGAUCAGCCAUUCACGUUCACGCAACGAUGGAAAAUGUCAAAAUAACGACAAUUCAGAACCACGGGGAAUGCUCCAUUACGACUUCUGUUCUCGAAGGAUGUUACUCCUGCAUUUUCGGAGCAAAGGCCACAAUAGUAUGCUACUCCACACAGGACCAAACCACUGCUGACAUAACAUGCGAAGGACAACACCAGCUUGCUAUAUGCACUCCAAGAGGAAGACUAUCAGUAUUGAGUUUCCAUUUUAACUCUCCGAAAAUCGCUACGAAUUGCACUGUCUCCUGCCCCGGAGGGCAAUCACACUUUCUCAUCAACGGCACUUUGGAUUACGUGCGGAACUCAGAGCUUCAACGCGAGAUUGGAAUCAACGAUGACAUCAGUACGAUUCCACCGGACAACGUAUGGCACAGCGUUACGGAAUGGGUCUCAUCAAUUCCGCGAAACUUUACCUUCUUCGGUCUUAUUAGAACCUUUAUAGCUGCCUGUGUCGCUAUGAAAAUUCUCUACGCAACACCAUGUGUAUCCAAUGGAGUAGCAGUAGCAACGUACGCAAGGCAGAAGCAAACCUUCAUGUGUUGGUUUCCAGUGUCAUGUCCGAAUGGUGAAAUCCGUGCGACCUUCCCUUACCAACCGGACUCAAACAUUUGCGGAACGCGUUGCGAUUGUCCAAAAUGGUCGCAAUUUUGCUCACACUACAACAGCUCACGGACACUGGAAUCAAGAAAGUCAAACAUCCCACAAGAAUUUCACAAUUUCGUUCCGGCCGACGUCUGCUCUUUCAGCAAAUCCGAUAGAUGCAGCGCAAAGAAGAAAAUUGGAACCUUCAAUCAAAUAGAACUGUAUGACGGGAGCACACUUCUGGUACCACAUCUCCAAGUCGCAGUCAAGGACUACCUUAACAAUGAGGACUUCAUUUGCAUCAGUCCCAAAGGAGAACGCGUCUCGACGGAACCACCUUACCAGGGAACAUCUGCCUUCUGUGAGAAGCAUCAGUGCAGCGACAAGGCGAACAAGUUCUGCAUAUAUGACGUCCCCAUAGCACUGUUCGAUUUCAGCAGCUCAACGUCUUCAACUAUCCUGAUUCCCAUCAAAGCCUGGGGCACCACCACAAGGGAAUUCUACCCUCACAACUUACAGACUUACGCUGAGUCAAUCCUUAUACUGACAAACUGCUCCAAAGGAGGACUGGAAAUCAAAGCUGAUCGAGAGAUUGACAUCAUAGAAGCAUGCAUUGCUUCGUACUGCAUCUUCGCUUCCCAUGUCUUCGACUACAUCGCUACUGUUCCCAACGGAACUGGUCGUCUUCAAAUGCACAAUACAGGUCACGGCAUGGCAGAACGGAUUACGUGUCCAUCAGUCUUCGCUCACAUGUCCAGCGCAUCCGAUAUGCGAAAUACUCCACUGCUCUUUCUGCUUGGAGAAACUUUACAACACUCAAUGCUGGACGAAUUUCGACAUCCUACUCGCUACAACAUCAUUCGUCAUAGUGAUAUCGUUAUAUUGGAUUCUUCAUCCACUACUUACCAUCAUCAGACGAUUGGUCAGACUCCCUGUGCUUAUGGUCAGAUGUUUGUCAUCCAUAUGGCACAAAAUCAAGAGAAGACAUAUCCGAAGAGAGGAAUCCUUCUCCACUCCCUUCCGACCUUACAAUCGUGCCAGUCGACUGCGACUGAAUCCUGUUCCAUCGUCAAUUCCACCGAAACGUGCUUUUUCAACCAAGGCGUUACCGUGACUCUUCAGCCUCUUGGCCAAGAUAUAUGUCUCGCCCUGAGAAAUGACAAGAACGAGCCAAUCGGCCAAGUGUCAUUACGGAUGAAAACAUAUCACAUGUCUGCCACCAAAAGAUCGAAUUCUUCACACGCGACCACGAAUUCCAAUCAGAAUCUUCUCAUCGCUGUUACAGAGCAGGGAGCUGCAAGCCUGGGAAAUGCGACAAUACGAAAUCAACAGACGUCAUAUCCGAGUUCAGCUGGAAAGCGUCGAAUAAUUCAGGAAACUGAGACAGAACACAGCGUCGCGUCGUACUUCGACCAGGAAAGAACCGCAAGAGUGAAGAACAUCAAACUAUCUCUUCUUGCAACCGUUUCUCCCCAGCUUCCCAUUUUGGGCUCGGCCUUCAUAACCGACGGCAAGAAAACAGCCAUGACCAUGACCGUUCAGGCAAAUGAGUUAACUCCCCAAACGCCAGGGCAGCUCCAGUGCGCUUCCAAAGCCGAAGCGAAACAAUUCAGUUGUCGAUUUUCCGCAAGAGCAUGCACAUGCUCUACGGGAUCAUUCAAAGCCAGCUGCACAUGUCCAGAAGGGAAAAUAUCGUCUUAUCUGCAACGCAACACCUUGCCAUUCACAAGCAAGAACAUCGUCAUCGAAAAACACGGCGAUACGAUUGCAGCCCGUACGCAAGUUGGAUCAGCCAUUCACGUUCACGCAACGAUGGAAAAUGUCAAAAUAACGACAAUUCAGAACCACGGGGAAUGCUCCAUUACGACUUCUGUUCUCGAAGGAUGUUACUCCUGCAUUUUCGGAGCAAAGGCCACAAUAGUAUGCUACUCCACACAGGACCAAACCACUGCUGACAUAACAUGCGAAGGACAACACCAGCUUGCUAUAUGCACUCCAAGAGGAAGACUAUCAGUAUUGAGUUUCCAUUUUAACUCUCCGAAAAUCGCUACGAAUUGCACUGUCUCCUGCCCCGGAGGGCAAUCACACUUUCUCAUCAACGGCACUUUGGAUUACGUGCGGAACUCAGAGCUUCAACGCGAGAUUGGAAUCAACGAUGACAUCAGUACGAUUCCACCGGACAACGUAUGGCACAGCGUUACGGAAUGGGUCUCAUCAAUUCCGCGAAACUUUACCUUCUUCGGUCUUAUUAGAACCUUUAUAGCUGCCUGUGUCGCUAUGUUACUCAUUUCGCUUACUAUUUCCAUUGUGAACUUUUUCUCGAACACAUUUCCAGCCAAGAAGCAAAUCUAG